AUGAGGGAGAAGCACCAGGGCCCGGCGGUGGACGCCCCGGUGGAAGAGCAGGCUGCCGUGGAGCUACCUGCGUCGCCGCCGAGCUUCGAUAACGCGACACGCCUCCCGACUCUGGGAAGAAACCGCCUGCGCGGCGACCUCAGGUCCGCCCGCUGGUCCGACGACCCGGCCCAGCUGGUCACCCUGGUGGGCCGCUUCGGGGCCCACAUGGAGGCCUACUGCGCCGCGCGCGCCGAGCUGGACCCCGUCCUGGCGCUGUCCGCGCCGUGGGCCAGCGCCGCGGAGCGCGCCGCCGCCUCCUGGCUCGCCGGGUGGCGCCCCACCACGCUGGUCCACCUGCUCUACACCGAGUCCGGGCGCCGUCUCGAGGCGCAGCUCCCGGACCUGCUGCUGGGCGUGCGGCCGGGGAACAACCUCGGCGACCUCGGCCCCGCGCUGCUGGCGUGGGUCGACGCCCUGCACCGGCGCGCGGUGGCCGAGGAGGACGCGCUGUCGGGGGAGAUGGCGCGGGUGCAGGAGGGCCACGGCGGCGUGGUCACCGCCGGGAUGGCGCUGGACGCGGGCGCGCUGGUGGCGCGGGUCGGUGCGGUGCUGCGCGGAGCGGACGCGCUGCGGCUGCGCACGAUGAGGCAGGCGGUGGAGAUCCUGCGGCCCGCGCAGGCGGCGGAGCUGCUCAUCGCCGCCGCGGACCUGGAGAUCGGCUUCCGCGAGUUCGGGCUCAAGUAUGGCUCCGGCCGCGACGGGUAACACCUGGGUCACCUCCCGCCCCUGCCUGCGCCUGCACAGUUUUUUUGCGCCCACAAUUUUGUGUGGGUUGUUUUACUGGAGGGAGGGAUGCUCAGUACUAGCUCUUUGGAUUUCCUUUGCCGAAUGCUGAUGAUGUGAGCGGGGAGAAGCGAGCGUGAAGCCAAAGGCCCGUGGCAGGGCAUGAUAUGCCCGGUGUUUGAUAAUAAAGUCCAAUGAACUGCCUCAUGGUUAAUUUGGGCGUA
Molecule: messenger RNA, 989 nt
Organism: Panicum virgatum (switchgrass)
Lineage: Eukaryota; Viridiplantae; Streptophyta; Magnoliopsida; Poales; Poaceae
Exons: 2
Coding region: 1-747 (248 amino acids)
Biological process (GO): DNA-templated transcription
Molecular function (GO): sequence-specific DNA binding
Source: RefSeq, a predicted model, not a curated record